AUGAAAAAGAAAAUUAAUAGCCUAUCUAUUGAUGAAGGGCUCAAAAAGACAUUGGACAAAUUAUUCCUUUCUGACUCUGAGGAUGAUAAAACUAAUCUUCAAGUAUCUCUAAUAGAGAAUGAAAAUGAAGAAUAUGAAUCUGAUUCUAACCAAUCAGAAAUAGAAUCAGAAAAAUCUGAUUGUGAAGGAAAUUGCGACUAUUAUAAAACCUUAUGUCAGGCUAACGGAUUAUUUGUUCUGACAAAAGAAGACAAUUUUAUUCUUGAUAUUAUAGAUAAAAUUACAGAUCCUACAGAGAAAAGAGAAAUACUUCAGAAAUAUCUGGAGAAUUAUUCCAAAAAAGGAAAUAUUGAUAAAGAAUUUCGUUUUAAAGAACCCGAAGCUUAUAACAUAAAAGAAAUUCUUAACAGAGUAAAAAACUCUGAAGAAAAACCCGAAGACACAUGUAUUAGUGAACUAAUAUAUGAAGUCAAAGAACUAAAAACAGAAUUACGCUCUCUUAAAUCUAGAAUAGCAGUAUUAGAAUUAAAAAGAAUUCAGAAUAUUUCUAACCAAUCAGAAGAAGAGGAAGACUUAGAACCUAGUCCAACUACUUCUCAAGAAAAAGAUGGAUUAAAUUCAUUAACCUAUAUUAAUAUGAUUGACAGAGUCUUAUACCUUCUAGGUACUUCUCAAAAACCUCAGAAAUUCUGA
Erythranthe guttata (spotted monkey flower) is the source of this 693-nucleotide messenger RNA. The record is from RefSeq and is a predicted model, not a curated record. Lineage: Eukaryota; Viridiplantae; Streptophyta; Magnoliopsida; Lamiales; Phrymaceae.